This is a messenger RNA of Oncorhynchus mykiss (rainbow trout), 1860 nucleotides long. The record is from RefSeq and is a predicted model, not a curated record. NCBI's taxonomy places the organism in Eukaryota, Metazoa, Chordata, Actinopteri, Salmoniformes, Salmonidae.
GAGUGGGGGUGAAGGGAAGAAAGAGCAAAAGAAGAGGACAGAGAGAGAGUUGGGGGGUUGGGGAUUUCCAUGUUUAGACCUGUCCGGCUCCUCAUACAUAAACACUGCUGACUGGUCACAGGCAGUCAGAGUCCUACUGUAUACAGGCUCUGUAUACUCAGUCAUGGAGAGGAAUAUGUGCUCAGCUCAGACUUCUGUACAGUUGGCUCAAAAAACUAAACCUGGGACAUCCAAUGGACUUGAUAAGCUGAAUCGUUUGGAACAGCUAGAGCCAGAGGAGUCACUGGACAGAGAGGACCCCCGAGAAUACUGCCAUGGGGGGUACCACCCUGUUCACAUUGGAGACACCUUCAACAGGAGAUACCAGGUUCUGUCUAAGUUGGGCUGGGGAUACUUCUCCACUGUAUGGCUCUGCUUGGACCUCAGGUUCAUUCACUAUGUUGCUGUUCUCUGUAUGUGCAGAUUGGGCAGGCGAGUGGCCGUGAAGGUUUUGAAGAGUGGAGAAGGAUUCACACAGGCUGGGCAAGACGAAUUGACUCUGCUACGCUGUGCCAGUGGUCCCACUGUUCGUCACCUCCAAAGCCGGAGGAUUGUCCAAUUGCUGGAUGAGUUUAAGAUAGCUGGGGUCAACGGGGUUCAUGUAUGCCUAGUGCUGGAGCUGCUGGGACCAGACCUCCGCUGUUGGCAAGUCUGUUUUGGAAACCCAGGGCUAUCGCUGUCUUGGGUCAAACAGGUCAUUGCUCAGGUUCUUCAGGCAUUGGACUACCUGCACACUCAAUGUAAAAUCAUCCACACAGACAUCAAGCCUGAGAAUAUACUGUUAUGUUUGGAGGAACAGAACCCAAAACAGACAGCAGGGGGCAGUGCCUGUCCAUACCCUGGGAAAGAUGCCAAGUCAAGGAGCACAGCAGAGAAGGACCUGGUCACUCCCAUCAGUCUGAAGAAAAUCACAGUAAAGAUUGCUGACCUGGGAAGCUCCUGUUGGGUGUACAAACAUUUCUGUGAGGAGAUUCAGACCCGUCAGUACCGCUCACUAGAGGUUCUAUUGGGCUCUGACUAUGGCCCACCAGCAGACAUCUGGAGUGUAGCCUGCAUGGCUUUUGAGUUGGUCACUGGGGAUUCAUUAUUUGAGCCCAAAGCUGGGAAGACCUUUUCUUUAGAGGAAGACCACAUCGCUCACAUAAUAGAGCUCCUUGGUAAAGUCCCUGCAGCAGUAGCCUUGUCUGGCAAGAAUUCCAUGGAGUACUUCAAUAGCAAAGGUGACAUGCGUCAUAUCGGAGUGAUGCGACCCUGGGGUCUAUAUGAGGUGUUGGUGGAGAAGUACCACUUCAUGCUGAAGGAGGCCUCUCUGUUCUCUGACUUCCUGUUGCAUAUGUUGGACUUCCAGCCGGAGAGGAGGGCCAGUGCUGCCCAGUGUCUCCUGCACCCGUGGCUUAGCUCCUGAACCCUGGCCCUGGAGCCAACUUGAUACCAAGCUAGUAGAUAAAUGUGUUAUAUAAAAGUGUUAUGCAGAGACAAACACAGUGGUGCUGAGUCACUAAGACUACGGGAAAGAUAUACAGUAUACAUUUUGCCAAUUGGCUCGAUGCCAAUGUUCCGGGUGAAAUGUACUAUUUUAUGUUCAUUCAUUAAGUAAGACUAGAUUUGUCUCUUCUGAUAAAUGUAUGGGGCAUUUGAUUAUCUGUAGUGUAAUGAAUGUAUGAAGUACAAACUUAUAUAAGUGUUGUGUGAUUUACUGAAAUGUAGUACUUGUGCUCAAGACUUUCCACAGCUGUGCUGCACAGUGCACUGCACCAAUUGUACUACUGUAUAUUUGUAGUUAUUUUUUACAGCAUACAAUAAAUCAUGUUUUGCUAGAAA